Molecule: messenger RNA, 3173 nt
Organism: Lethenteron reissneri (Far Eastern brook lamprey)
Lineage: Eukaryota; Metazoa; Chordata; Hyperoartia; Petromyzontiformes; Petromyzontidae
Product: transcription initiation factor TFIID subunit 9-like
Biological process (GO): RNA polymerase II preinitiation complex assembly; DNA-templated transcription initiation
Cellular component (GO): transcription factor TFIID complex; SAGA complex
Molecular function (GO): protein heterodimerization activity; transcription coactivator activity; RNA polymerase II general transcription initiation factor activity
Source: RefSeq, a predicted model, not a curated record
CGGUGACGUCAUCACGCCCCCCCCGCCCCGCCGGGUGACGUAGACCCGUCGCAAGAUGGCGGCGCCCAAGAGUACUCCGAAAGAUGCGCAAGUCAUGGCGGCGAUACUGAAGGACAUGGGCGUCACGGAGUACGAGCCCAGGGUCAUCAACCAAAUGCUGGAGUUCACCUACCGGUAUGUGACGGGGAUUCUGGAUGAAGCGAGGGUCUAUUCCGCACAUGCCAAGAAAACGAGCAUCGACAUGGAUGACAUCAAAUUGGCAAUCCAGUGUCGCAUGGACCACUCCUUUACUUCGCCGCCACCCAGAGAUUUUUUGCUGGAGAUUGCGCGGCAGAAAAAUCAGACGCCCCUGCCGCUCAUCAAACCGUACGCGGGCCCACGCCUGCCUCCUGACCGCUACUGCCUGACUGCACCCAACUACCGGCUCAAGUCGCUCUCCAAGAAGUCUCAGCCGCCCGCCGGAAGAAUCACCAUCCCUCGGCUGAGUGUGGGCACGAGCGUGACCAGCCGCCCAGCCACUCCAACCAUGGGAGCCAGCAGCUCCCAGGGUGUGGCCGGGACGACCAAGGUGGGCACAUCGGUCUCCAUCGGCCAGCGGAUUACGCUGCAGCUGCCUUCGACGCCCAGCACGCUCAAGCCAUCCACUCCGAUCAGCACGGCGGUGCAGAGCGUGCUCAUCAACGCGCCGUCGCUCGUGGCGGCCGGCAAGAACAUCCUGAUCACUACCAGCAGCGCCGGCGCCUCAUUCACGCACUCCCCUCUGCAGCCGUCGCAGCAGCAGCAGCAGCAGCAGGCGGGCAGCUCGGACACGAACCCUCUCAAGCGCAAGCACGAGGAUGACGACGACGACUACGAUAACGCGUGAAGCGCCGACGUCGAUGCCGACACGCAAACGCUCAACUUGCCUACCGGCCCACACAGAUCUUCCACCAGUCUCACACCCCCUCUCGCACAACCCCAUUCACCCGCUUGCCCCACCCAUCCACUUAACCUACCCGCCAACGCAAUUGCACACCCACUCACUAGCCCAGGGGAGCCGAAUGCAGCUCUUUAGAGGCUGCUCUGUGACAUAAUGUAUGAAUGUAUUCACAUGCAUUGCGGCUCUUGAAAUAUUGAGUUUUGUAUAAUAUUCGAAAAAAAUGGCUCUCCGUGUUUUGGUUGCCGACCCCUUCACCUAGCCCGACCGCUUACCCCACGUGUUCGGCAUGUAACGGUCUUGGCGGUUAAAAUUGAUUCUUAUUCUCAGCAGGCGUGCAUCCAAUGGUGCGUGCCACGAUCGAUCACUGAACAAUGUUUUGCAAAUCACACGCAAACGAUGCCGUUACGUUGAGUUUCACGGAUCGUACGAGACGGCGUAUGAGGCAGAUAAUGCAAACGAAACUAAAUGCUGCGUUCUCUUGUAUCGUGUUGUGGUCCUGAAUUAUUACGAUUUACAGGCAGGGGCAAAUGAUUCCAUGCCCAACUUCUGUUCCAUCUGCCCGCUCGCCCAUCUGUACCCUUGCCCGCUUCUCCAGCUGCACUCUCAUUCACCCACCCACCUAUCACAGUUGCCCACACACCUUGUCCAAUUUGCCAACUGGAUGAUGCCAAUACAAAAUUGUAUUGGCAAUACAAUUUGUAUUGGCAUCACCUUUCAAUGAAAAAUGUAUCCAAUAUGGAUAAUAAUGCUCUUUAUUCAGGAAGCCUUCUUUAAUUAAUGGUGAUAUUGCUUGGUAUGUUUGACUUUUAUUUUGUCAUUUUGGAGAAUUCCAGAUGUCUGGAGAAAAAACCUACCUACUUACUGUACUGCCAAACUACUGGCCUCCGAGUACCCAUGUUUUGGUUUGUGGUCUUGCACUUUCUUUCAGGUGCGCCUACACUCCUGUAUCGAGUUUUCACGAGACGCUGAACUCAAGUUUGAAUUCGAGUUGCCGCUGCAAGCAGCGCGUUGACAAAUUUCUAGAUGGCCGUGAAUUCAAGAUACAACCCAACAUUUUCCCUGAGCCGAUUUUCGAUUCACUGACCGGCACGGGUUUCCCUACGUCGAACUUUCUGGCCGAGCGGAAAACACAUCAGCAGUCCACAGUGCAAGCGAAAUGGCAGUGAAUGGCGAUAGCGUUUGGUUUUACCGUUACAAGUUGCGUAUCGCGACGUUCCAUUUUUUGUUGGCAAUGAAGUUGUGAUAUUCGAUUCGGGUAUUUCUUGGGGAAAGUCUCACGAGGACCCGUUUCUAGCAAGGAUGUGCCAGACGUCGCAAACGGGUUUUGAUUCCUUAUCCGUACCCGGCCGCACCAGGGUCGCAAAUGGGUACCCGUACCCAGCCGGGUACGGGUAGCCGGGUAUCGGGUAGGGUACGGGUAUCGGGUACCCGGUUGCGACCUCUGGGAUGUGCCCAACUCGUGUGAUAACAGGAGCAACUUGUGGAAAUGCCAAUGUGUCAGCCGACUCAAGUUGUCCUUCAGCUCGAGUUCGAAAGAAAUUUCUCCAACUGCGACCAGUUUUGAGUCGACUCAAGUUGGCUUUCCCAUGGAAACUCAAGUUUCUGUUGUGGGUUUCGCAACACUGCUGGGUGUUUAUAAUCUUACCCUGCAGUUUGCAAGACGUGCCCCCGAGAUGUGGUGCACGGGAAGGGCGCAGUACAUGACGAAUGGUAGUGGUAGAAUUAUGACACCGUUUGGAUCGUUUAUUUGUUGUGAGAAUGGAAAACAUGUUCCAACGUUAAUUUAAAAUUGAAUUCUCAAGGAAGAUGGCCCGAAUAGCAAAUAACUCUUUUUGAAGAUAGCUAGCCUGUGUGUGUGUCAGAUUGUGUAUGACGAAAGCUUGGAAGUAAAAAAUAUAUAUCUAAAAAAGGUGACUUUAAAAAUUGUACGAUAGAUGUCACUGCAGCAAUGUAUAAUUUUUUUUACAAACGGACCAAUAAGAGCACUGGCUCUAGGGGAGGGUCAGCUGUUGCCAUGUUGUCAGACUUUAAAGUUUCGUGUUGCUCAUGUCUGAAACAUUCUACAGCCCGAGAUAACACUCAAGUAUUUAAAGGACACAAGGGGGUUUUCGUUUAUGGUUUUUUCACUUUUUUUUUUAAGAACGAUAGUUUGUUCUGAAAAAUAUACCGUCAUGAUAUGUUUGUGUAAAUAAGAUCUAAACAUGUAUGACACUUGUCAUGGAAUGCACACAUUAAAAACAUGAUUCCGUUUUGA